UUACCUUCAUUUCCUCUUUAUCUUCUUUUCUCACCAUUUCUUUUUCCUUUCCAAGAGACUUCUUUUGCAGCCUCAAACGCAAUCCCUCUUUUGCUCUCUCUCACCCAAUAAUCUACUCCACUUUCAUGCAAAACAUGUUAUCUUUUUGAGCUCCUCAAACCCCCUCCUUUUUUAUAUUUCCAACCACCAAACAUGGAAAACAACCUACUAACAAGUGUGCACCAAAGAAAACCAACCAAGAAGGCCAAGCAACCCAAGAAAAACAACAACAACCCCAUCAAAGUUGUGUACAUAUCCAACCCUAUGAAGGUCAAGACCAGUGCUUCACAAUUCAGGGCCUUGGUUCAAGAACUCACUGGCCAAGAUUCUGAAUUGCCUGACCCCACAAAGUAUUCAAACAGAGAUGAACAUGUCGGUGGCCGCCAGCAUCAAACGGCUCCCGAUCCCAUGAUUAAUGAUGACAAUAAGAUGGAUGGUGAUGAUGAUGAUGAUGAUGAUCAUUCACAACAAGAGGAGGUGCCCACUGUGGACCCCAGUACUAGUCAAGAACAGCCCGAGAGUUCAAGCUCUCAGCUUGAGCCGUACGAUGAUGUUUUCACUCCCCAGAUGAUUGACAGUUUUUCUGGUUUGUUGCCCAAUACUGUAUUCUAUGAUUCUCCCCAACUUGAUGUGCUUAGAAGGCUGGAUACAGUGUGAAAAUUGAGUAAGCUCUCUCAAGCUAAAGGCCUAAGGCCUAGAAUCACUGUACGUUACAUAUCUAUUCUAUAUGUAAUUUUUCUAUGUUUCUGUUUUUGUUUUUUAAUUAUUGAAUUAUGUUAGUAUUUUGGGACCCUAUAGGCUUUAUCCCGUAAAUUUCAUAUUACUGCUGGGUCCAGUCUUGAACUUCUUCUUCUCUGAAAGGGAGGAUCUAGAGGACUAGAACUAUCCUAUCCGUACGGCACGGCUAUUGACAUAUAUGAUAUUAUUGUAUUUAAUUUGAACGUGUUAUUUUGUUUCUAUUUGUAUCAACUUUGUUUUAUUAAAUUCUAGGGUUGUAAUUGUAAGUUUGUAACUCUUGGUGACUAAUGGUUUAAUGAUGUGCUUAAUUUGAAUAA
Quercus robur (English oak) is the source of this 1094-nucleotide messenger RNA. RefSeq names its product sigma factor binding protein 1, chloroplastic. NCBI's taxonomy places the organism in Eukaryota, Viridiplantae, Streptophyta, Magnoliopsida, Fagales, Fagaceae. The transcript has a single exon. Bases 193 to 696 code for a protein of 167 amino acids. The record is from RefSeq and is a predicted model, not a curated record.